Messenger RNA from Didymosphaeria variabile, 1032 nucleotides. RefSeq lists its product as uncharacterized. Gene Ontology annotation, molecular function: oxidoreductase activity. The record is from RefSeq and is a predicted model, not a curated record. Lineage: Eukaryota; Fungi; Ascomycota; Dothideomycetes; Pleosporales; Didymosphaeriaceae. The coding region runs from base 1 to 1032 and encodes 343 amino acids. The transcript has a single exon.
AUGUCUCGACUCUCUCGCAUAAGGGGCCCCCGUCCUCUAUACAUAUGCGCCGCUACAAUCGCAGGCGGAGCAGCGUACCGCUUCCUCCAGCCCGAGUCCUCCAACGCGUCGCUACACCCGCACGACUUCGCACCAUACAUCCUUGUCGACAAACAACCCGUCUCCUCCACAAGCGCGAUAUUUACGCUACACGACGGCUUCGGUGUGCCAGAGCCAGACAGUGUCACAGAAGCUCGGAAACGUGGCGUAUGGAGUGUGCAGGCAAAGCAGCCGCAGCUCCAGAUCGCAAGGGCAUAUACUCCGCUCCCGAGCAUUUCAGACGAGGCGGACGAAGUUGACGGGCACAAUUUGCGGUUUCUGAUACGGAAAGAGACUGGCGGGGAGAUGUCCAACUACCUGCAUCGGCUUCCGGAAGGGUCGACGAUCGAGCUUCGAGGGCCUACAGUAGAGUACAAGCUGCCUCAGGAUGUCAAAGAGGUCAUCUUUCUAGCUGGUGGCACAGGUAUAGCCCCUGCGAUGCAAAUCGCACAGGCUUUGCAGAGGUCGCCAGGGAGCACAAUGCAUCUGCUGUGGGCGAAUAGACGAAGAGAGGAAUGCGAAGGUGGGCUUAAUGAUGCGACGGUAAAUACAAGUGGGCAGCAGUCUUCAUGGUGGAAAGGCUUACUCGGUCUGGAACGAACCGCUGCGCAGAAGCUACCUGUAGGUACGCCGAAGACUGCCAACAAGGGUUUGAUCGUGCAAGAAAUAGAAGCUCUCAAAGAACGAAGUCGAGCCGCAACCGGGGAACUGAACGUACAGUACUACGUCGACGAAGAGAAAUCUUUCAUCAAGCCUGGCGAUUUGGCAAGGCAAAUGCAUACCGAACCAGUAGAUGGGGCCGGCUCGCGCCUGAUCCUCAUCUCCGGACCAGACGGCUUUAUCGAGUACUGGGCGGGCAAAAAGCUCUGGGUGGAUGGACGAGAAGUGCAGGGUCGGCUCGGAGGAAUGUUGGCCAAGAUGGACUUGAAGGACUGGAAAGUCUUUAAACUUUGA